Molecule: messenger RNA, 567 nt
Organism: Fonsecaea multimorphosa CBS 102226
Lineage: Eukaryota; Fungi; Ascomycota; Eurotiomycetes; Chaetothyriales; Herpotrichiellaceae
Exons: 3
Coding region: 1-567 (188 amino acids)
Biological process (GO): proteolysis
Molecular function (GO): dipeptidyl-peptidase activity; serine-type exopeptidase activity
Source: RefSeq, a predicted model, not a curated record
AUGCCCGUUGACCAUUUCCACAACAUAUCCCGCUACGAACCCCACACGAAUACCACUUUCCAACAGCACUACUGGCUCGACAUCAGCAACUAUGUUCCAGGAGGCCCAGUGAUCAUCCAUGCCAUCGGCGAAGACAACGCCAACUACGACCUCGAAUGGCUGCAGAAAGGACUCCUGCACGAAAUAGCCAACGCGACCGGUGGUGUCGCCGUUCUCUGGGGCCAAAGAUACUAUCCUGGCGGCUACGACAUCGUCCCAGACCACCGGUGGACCCGAGAAACCCUCCGCUUCCACAGCACCGAACAAGCCCUCGCAGAUCUCGCCUACUUUGCCCAGCGAGCAACGUUCUCGGGCUUGGAGGACAGGGAUCUCACGGCGCCAGGCACACCCUGGAUCAUCCUCGGCGGCUCGUACGGCGGUGUGAUCUCCGCGUUGACUCGAAUCCAAUACCCGGACCUCUUCUGGGGUCAUCAUCGAGGGCGGUUUCCACGAGCCGUCAAGCGGGCCAAGACCAGGGAGGUCGCGGCCGUGGUGGCGUGGUUGAGGGAGUGGAAUGCCACGCAUUGA